Molecule: messenger RNA, 6324 nt
Organism: Sycon ciliatum
Lineage: Eukaryota; Metazoa; Porifera; Calcarea; Leucosolenida; Sycettidae
Exons: 18
Coding region: 4228-6255 (675 amino acids)
Source: RefSeq, a predicted model, not a curated record
AUCCAAACUGGACCUAUUUCUCUUUUCCGUAUCUAUCUACCGUAUCUAUCUACCGUAUUUCCUCACUUGUACUGCAGGUACAUGCCGGGCGCCACCUCACUUCCUGUGUUGAUAUCUGACCUUGAGUAUACCCAUUUUUAGGAGCCAUCUGCUGCAGACAUAUGCAAUUGGCUAUAAAUGGCAAAACGGGUUGUGUCGAAAUCAAGUUCCAAGAUGCACAAAAAUAAAUGUCCUGCCCACAGUGCUUCCUGAGCGGCAGGAAGUUCAAGAAAAAGGGGAAAUCGAGUUACUCAUGUCGAUCAUAUGAACUUUUGGCGCAUACGAAUUAUCAUUAUUAUUUCCUUGCAGCUGCAUUCCUGACGAUGGGCCUUGCCCGAAAUUCGGAUGAUUUAAUUUUUCGAUAGAAAUGUCAGCACCGGGCCGACGCAAUCCACACAGCGGCACAGUCAAGUAAAACCAGUUGUGUAACUGAACGUUUUCGUUCCCUUCUCAUCAUGGAUAAGUAUGGGGAAUAAUGGAAAAUGCAACACAGCAACUUAUAGAAUCAAAGUCCGAUAGCAUACACGUAUACAUGUAUAACGUAGAUCAAAACCUCACACUACAUAUGUGAAAGGAAAUUCAGUAGAAAAGGUCAAAAACAGGGUGAAGGUGAAGAGAUGACAUUUGAUUUGACGUUUUCCAUUGCCUCCGGAGAAGGACAUAGAAACGUUCUGUUAGAAACGAAUUUUUGUAUCACUGGAUUAUUUACAUUGCAAGCAGUUCGGACUAUCCAGUUUGCAUCGGACCGCGUUUUGUGGAAGGUGCCUGGAAAUGAGUAGUUGCAAUCCAAUAUUAAAAACCAUUGAAAGUGGAAGCACCCCAGAACUUCUUCAGCAAGAACUCCGAGUAUUGUUUUUAAGACGGUGUAUUUUCUUUUCCAGAUUUUGGCCUCGGAUCUGCAGUCCCGGUUUGGCUGCAAAUUAGUACUGACUAGUUUAUGACCCUGUGAAGUGCAUACUAGUAGUAAAGAUUCUCAGUACACUGGUAUUCAACGUGUUUUUGGAGCUGUACAGACUAGCUGUAUACAGAGCUGUAUUACACCAUCAUGGUGACUGCCCUCUAUAAUAACGAGAGAGCUUGGAAGCUCAGGGCCCUACGCUAUGCUUUUUUGCCUUGAUGACCUAGACAAAAAAAAAAGCAUAGGGAUGUUAUAAAUUCUUUAAAAAAAUCCUUUUUUAAGACAUAACCUGGGAUUCGAACCCGCACUAUCGCGCGCCCUGCAUGCAUCCCCCGAUACACUUUGCAUACAUACUAAUUCUUCCAAGUUGUUUCACAUUGUGAUCUUGCAUUUGAAAGCCCUAUUUGAAUAUGCAUUGUGGCCAGCCGUCUUUGAUGGCACGGUACGGUAGGGGAUAGGUACGGGACAGGUACGAUCGAGGAUAAUACGACACCGUCUCCCGUACCGUACCAUCAAACACAGCUGGCCACAUACAGCUGCCCGCAAUAUUCAAGUAGGGCUUUCAAACGCAAGAUAAUAACGUGAAGCAACUUGGAAGAAUGGGUAUGAAUGCGAAGUGUAUGGGGGAAUACAUGUAGGGCGAUAGUGCGGGUUCGAAUCCCAGGAUAUGCCUGAAAAAAUAGGAGAAUUCAAAAAUUUAUAACAUCCUAUGCUUUUUGCCGUCAGAUACGGAUAGCGCCAGGCGUGACACAAACAAACACACAAAAAACACCAAAUUAAAGCUGUGUGGACCCUGGCUAGCGCCAGACGUUACUGAAGUAACGUCUUCUGCAUAGCUACGGGAAUAAUAAUAAUAAUGUAGGCUGUCGACCACUACACGCCGGUGUAGACUGAUCAAUUAAAAUGUUACGGUUCGCUUGCGACUCGGCUAGACUGAGUUUUCAGCAUCUGUAGGAACGCCACCACCCUGCACUGUGACGAUCUAAGGCGCAGAUGCAGCUCCGAAAGCGGUGGGCGGUGAGUAGAUCAGCUCCUACCAGCGAAGUACACUGAUAGUUAUUAGCUUAGUAUGCAAUCUGUGGAUAGUAUCGGUUUCGUCGACUCCGGACCAUAAGUACGGCAGAGAGAAACCAAGCCUUUUUUAAAUGUACCCAGGCAGCAUAUUUCGUAUCGUAUUGUAGCAUCGUUUUACUGGGGCAUGUCCAACACUGAGACCCUGAGGUAUACACGCUGAGUUCAAGGUGAUAUGAAAUGGGGGUAUUAGUAAUUCGAAGGGGUUUGCCUGAAGUGUUGAGCGCCAAUGAAUGCAGCAGACAUGCGCCCAGCUUGGGAGUAUACAGUGGGUAUAGAGAGGGAAUUGCUGCUUGGUCUUGGGGCCACUCGGAAUUGGAACAUUCCGCAAAGCUUGAGUUAGCACGACAAUAUGUUUUCUUUCGAAAAUCACAUACACUGAGGGUGUGUGGCAAAUAGCAACGAGCAGUACAAUCGUGCACUGUAAAUCAAUUAUAUUUCGCAUUCGUCUUAAUUUUGCAAAUUCCGUAUGACUCCAGUCACUUACGAAAUUGAAACGCUUACUAAAAUUAUGUCACACUUACUGAACAGUACUGUUUGCAUGCACGUAUUAACCCCCGAUCGAUGGCACUAACGAAACUUACAUGACUACAAAGUGUUGUUUUUCUCGGUUUACGAAGAUAAUGCGCUUGCAAAAUAUAGACUGAUUUACUGAUUUACAGUAUAAGUAUGAACAAUGAGCUGCCAUGCCAGAUGUAGUUUUUUGGGAGUGAUUGAAGCCAUUCCACGAUCAUUUGUUAUUUGAAAGCUCUGUGUGCUCUGUAUUAACAUUGUGCAUGUACCCUUCCAGCAGGUCUGCCGAUUUGUGUCCUUUUCGCGUGCAGUGCCAAGUCCCCAACAGAAACACAACCUGUUGUCCCUGCCCUUUUGGCACGUGUGUGCCCCUUUUGGCACGUGCAGGUUGCGCAUGCGUGCAUGCUUAUCGUGCGCAUCCUGGUUGUUUUCGGUGCCUUCUUCCUGAGACUCUCCUUGGAACAACAGUGAUAAUCUGUCCUCUGAGUGUGGCGUACGUGUGAUGGAUGAAUAAGAGAGUAGUCGGAAGGGCUAUCGUGCGAGGGAAUAAAACCCCCCCGACGACAAUUCUUCUAAUUUUGUUUUGAUUGCUUCCAUCCACAGGAGUGGAUGUUUUUUUUUUUGAUGGGGGAUAGUGUUGUACAUGUGGCUGCGCUUGUGUCUCUUCGUUGUACAUGCGGUUGCACGUGUAGCUCUUUGUCGUACAUGUGGCUGCUUUUGUGUCUCUUUGUUGUACAUGCUGCUGAGUCGUGGUACAUGCUGCUGCGCUGUUUUUGACUCCUGCGUACAUGCGGCUGCACCGUCUUCUGUCCCCGGUGGUACACACUUGCUCGUCUUGUCCCCGUUGUACGCCUUCAAUCUAAUAUAUUCUGUUGUCUAGUCUUGUCUCAGUGUCAGUCGUCAGUCGUUCGUUGUCAGUGUUAGUUGUCUGAUAACCAUGAGUUCUCCAUCGCCUACUGAAGCGAGGUAGAAGAAAAAGCUUUCUAACAAUUUGUAGUGGUCCUUUGUUGUGUGGCGUGGCGAGGAGCGUGGAGGAAGUUCGUUCACGGUUCUCAAACCCGAGACGACACAACCCGUCAUGUAUCGGCUUCUGGAAGAUACUAGAGAGAAGACGUACAGAUUUCGGUGAAUGUAAAGCAACCUGAUUUGCUUGGAGACUGAUGGCAAUACGCAGUCGCAAGGGACUUUUCAAGACACUUUUAGCGGUGGGUGAGGGCGUGGAUUAUCAGCACGAUGUAUUUUUGAACAAUGGAGCCGAAGCGCAAAACAAGGUCCUGAAAUGCUCAUUCCUCAACACCAACAAAGGGAAGAAGUGGACACUUAGUGAGACGUUUACAGUUAUCGUUGAAAGGCUUCUUCUGGAGGAGCAAAAGCGGAAGCUCGCGGUGAUGAAUUUCAGCCAACUGAGCUCUUUCCGAAGGAGAUAUUGAAGCUGCUGGGGGCAGCAUGUUCAAAGUCAAGUCCUCACAGUGUAAGCUUGACUGCACCAUCUUGCUCCUGCGAGGAUUGGAGCAUCCAUGGUUUGCCCUGCAAGCACACGUUUGCAAUUUUCAGACAUACACCUGGGUACAGCUGGGACUCUCUUCCAGCAUCGUCACGGUAUUAAGUAGUUCCAAGCUCAUGUUAGACCUCAGGUUAGGGAAUGCCGAGGCUCAGCCGCAGAUGGGAGGAGACGGUUGGAGUACUUCACAACACGGGAGCUGAAAAUGCACCGGAGCCAGGCACUGUUUCGGACAAGCUACCAGUCCACCAGUGCUUUGCUACAGCUAGCCAUGGCCAGUGCUCUGUGCGCUGUCAGCAUCCCAGCACAGGAUUGGGCCGACACGAAUGAUAGCUGCACAGCAUCGUGGCCCAGGGAAGACCCUGGCAAUUUCUGCUAUCAAGAGAUGUGCAGGACAGGCGAGCAUAUGAUAAAUCUCCGUGGCCUAGACAUUACUGAUCUGGCCUGCAGUGAAAUAAUAUCAGAUCAGCUGUUGACGGUGGAAGACGCCGGCUGCCCCGCCGGGCACACGCCUGGUCCACCACGCAUGGACUUCUACGACACUGGCGUGUUUGUGGAGUACGGUGUACUCACUCCUCAUUUCAGCAUUGCUGUGCGCUGGAGAGAUCCUGACGAUGAUACUAACUUGAUUGGGUACAGAUUGGAGCUUAAGUCUUUUGCGGGAAAUAUCCUGGAGUCAUUCUACUUCUCCAAGGAGACAACUGCAUCACCGGCAUAUCCCAGACUGAACACAAUGGAGAUUGUUCCUCACACUGGACUUUGCGCCAACAAUGAUCUAUGGCCGUGCAUUGUCACCAAGCUGCUAGCGUCUGGUCAGCUCAUUGGACAGUCCACUGAAGCAGAAUACAAAAUUGUGGUAACUUCAUUGCCUCUGAAAGAUGCUACAGACAGCCGUGGGCACUCCGUGGAGAGCACUCUCAACAUUCCCUCAUGUGAGGAUAUGGGAUGCCUGCGCGAUGUCAGAGUAUCUGAACCAUCAUGCCAGAACCCCUCUCACCCUGUAGUCCAGAUGUCUGAUCACUUGUGCAAGUGCUCUUUUAAGGAACCGAUUUCUUUUGCUAACAUUUCCGUGACCAUUAUGAAUGCGACAACGGGCAGUGCAUAUGUCAGCGUGUUCUUGCAGUGGGUGGCUCCUAUACAGUGUACACUGCGAGUAGUUGUCUACAGGCAUGGCCAGAGACUGCGCUGCAGGUCAACUCAGCGUAACUGUCGUGACCAGCUCAUACUCAAUAGUACGAAUGUGACCUCAUUUCCACAGGCAGUAUAUCACAUACUCCGCAUCGGGCACACACUGCACGAUGGUGACCAUUUGAAACUGAUGGUUGAGACAGUGGACACGUCACGAAUACACACCAUAGCCAGUCACGUGUACAGUUCACCCACUGCCUUGGCGCAGUCACCAUCAGCACAAUCCAAGGCUGCUUUUGACCAAGCUGCAUCGACUAGCAAUGCAACCCGGCCUUACAUUGAUGUAACCUCCACGGGUGACAGGGAUACCAGCUCCAGUGUGGAACCUGAAACAUAUUCCGAUCAGACAAUCAUCGUCUAUGCGGGAAUUGCUGCAAGCAUCUCUCUUAUCAUAUUGAUCUGCAUCAUCUUGGUCAUUUCCCUGAACUAUCAAUCUGGCCGCCGCAAAGGACACGUGUCAUGCUGCAGAUGUGCAAGGAGGGUGGUACAGGAUGUUACGCUAGCCGGCACAGAGGAUCUCAGCGAGCAGUGCAGACUACCGAUAAACAACAAGCGUGUGUACAUCAGCUAUUCACGUAUGACGGACCGUAUCAAGGAGAACACGCUUCACUUGUAUCAUGCCCUGAGACAGGAAGGUGUGAAUGUCAUCUUGGAUGCUUACCACCAACAGGAAAUCCUCGAGAUUGGCAUGGAACCCUGGAUAUCUCACCAAGUGACCUGCUCAAAGUUUGUUAUUGUGAUUUUGGACGAAGGUCAUCCCCUCAACUUGACCCAGUUGGUAAAGGAAGAGCUUUUGAGGACUACAGAUUGUGAUGAACUGCAGCGUGCAUUGGUUGAAUGCAGCCUCAUACAAAGCGCAAUGUUUACAGGUCAGAUGAAUUUCAUCGUUCCAGUUCUCAUUGGAUCGACUUCAGUGGGACAAGUAGCCUCUGUGCCGCAUACACUGCGAGAGAAAACUUUGUACCGGCUACCCGCAGAUUUUAAUGCUCAGAGUGAAACUUUCCGCAGUUUGCUAGGACGCCUGCACGGCCCAGUUGUUGCCUAGCUACCACCACCCCCCACACCUGCUCUCUCAACCCCAGAUUUCUGGCCAUAUUAUUUUUAAUUUCAAAUU